CCCUGUGUCCUUUGAAUGGUACGGGCCGUUGCCUAGGUGCUAGUAGAAGCCAAUUCACCCCGCCACGCCUGGCUUCAGCAGUUAGCUUUCAUGUCGCCUUUACCUUUUGAAAGGGGAACUCGAGGACAAGAGACGUUCUCAUGGAUGAAUUGCAACAACAAUGGGAGUGAUGAAGUUUGAGGAUAUGCUGAUCUUUGCCACAUCAUUGCAAACUGAGUUGUGUUCUAUGGGAUAUCAUGUAGGCCAAAUUGUUGUUUAGGAUCAGUACUUUCACCAUUGAGGAAAAAGUUCAUCAUUCACAGAUGCAGCUUCAUCCAACCUAAUGUAUGACCAUGGAUCAUGACGAGGUGCUGACAGAGCUGGACCAGAUUUCUAUGCGACUUCAGGAGGAUGGUUUGCCUCCAGGGGCCAGUGUGGAGGAGCGGCAGCGCCACCUGUGGCAGCAGCUGCUCGCCAGGGAGGCAAAUCUUCAGUCAUCCACCCAGGAGCUGCAGACGUUACGUACCCAGCAGGCCAGUGAGAUGAAGGAGGUGGAGAACUAUGUUGCACAUAUUCGUGGCCUGCUGGAAGAGCGUGAGUUACUGACUUCAGACUAUGAGAGAGACAAUGAACACUUGCGACAAGAGCUUCACCAUAUCAGACAACAACAAGAGAGCCAGAGCAAGGAGCUGGCGGAGAUGUUGGCUCACGAGGACCUUGGGGAGAUAGGCUUGAGCAGCCCCAGUGAGCAGGUGGCUUACUUGCUGGUGGAGAGGGCCACACUACUGGAAAGGCUGGAGGCUGCUGAGAGGAGACUGGAAAGUCAGAGCCUCACUAGCAACUUAAGGGAAGUCCAACACAAGGAGCAUAUUCGCUACACGAUGGGGGAGGAGCUAAGGCAGCAGACAGAGGAUAUGCAAAAAACCAUAGAUAACGUGACAAAGCAGUGUUCAUCCCAGAGUCCAUGGAAGAAGCUGUUUGGGCUGCGCAGGUCUGGUCAGAGCAAACACAAUAUUACCCCUGCCCACAGUGAGCAGAUUUCCCAGGAGCAAAAUGAGCGCCAGCGACUAGAGCGGGACCUCGAAGAGGCGUCUAGAAGGCUGGCAAUGGCUCAUCAGGACAUCCGCAGACUCACCAAUGAGCUGGAUGCUGCCAAGCACAACAACCUAGACCUAAGUGGAUCUGAGCUUCAGGGAACGGCCCAGGAGGUAGAGAACCUGAGGAAGGAAGUGGAGAAACUGAAACACUGUGAUAUGAUGAAGCUGCAGCGAGCCAAAGAGCAAAAUGACAGACUAGAUGUGGAGAACAGAGCUCUGAGAGAGAGAGUCCGCACUUUAGAGUCUGAGAAGAAAAAUCUCCUGGACCAGUCGGCAAUAAAUGAUGCAGACCAAGAUGUAACCAAAGAGGAUCGAAAGGACAAGAGCAUUAGCAGUGAACCACAAAACAAUCUGUCUGGCUCGUCAACUCAAGAAAAGGAUCACAUUCACAAACGGUGUCAUGAGGUGUUGGAAGACAGGGUUGUACAGAUGAGGGAGUUGCAACGGCAACUCCAGAGGCUGCGCAAGGAACAGGAAGAGCUGGAGGAGAGGAAUGAGGAGCUGGAGGCACUGCUAGGGGAGGCCCAGAACGCCAGCAAGGGGGAGAGGCAUCGCCACGAGGGUGAACUGGAGGGACUGCACAGGAGGAUCAAAGGCCUGGAGGCAGAGCUAAAGAAGCAGGAUGUCCAAGAAAAAAUGCUGAAGAACGGAGAAGAGGUCAAAGCCACCGAGUCCUACUUACAGCUGCACCUAAGGGACAGCAGCCAGGAGAGGUUGGCUCUGCUAGAGGCUCGUCUGACUGAGGAGAAGGACUGGAGGAAACAGCUGGAGGUAGACCUCAGUGCUGCCCAGGCCGCCCUCAAAAAAGACAAGGAGGCUUUACAGAUCGGUGAGCGAGAGCUGAAGAAGCUGAGACUUGAGGUCAACAGCCUUCAGACAGAAUGCCAACAAGGAAAAACGCUCAUCAAGAGCCUCACCCAAGUCAAGGGGGAAAAAGCAGUUCUGGAGGAAAAGGUGGCUCAGAUGGAGCGAGCCCACAGCCGGCUCCAAAGUGAGCUGGAACACCACAAGGACAGUAACCGGACCCAGGAAGUCAAGAGGGAAAACAGGCUUCAGGUUGACCAGCUGCAAGAGCAGGCUGACCGGCUAACUGCUGAACUUGGCAACCUCCAGACAGCACACAACACUUUGAGGGAGGAGAUGGUUUCUGAGCGGCUGCAGACUGCCGAGCUCCAGGCCAAGCUGAGCUGCAGUGUUCAAGAGAAGCUGACAGCUGAGGGGGAAAGAGAGAGACUGGAGCUUGAGAUACAGCGCCUCAAAGAGCAGCUCAAGUGGCAUCAAGAGCAGCUCUCCUCAACAAAGGAAGCACUUACUGACAGCCAGAAGCCUGAAUUGCACACAACUCAUGGAGAAUCUAGGCUUAGUCCAGUGGACUGGACCAAGGAUGAGGGCUUGGAUCAGCGUUUAUGUGUGAAGCAGGAGCUGAAUCAUCUGCAGACAAAGCUGGAGGAGGAGCGGCAGCUGUCUUCUCAGCACCAACUGGCCCUGCAGGCUCAGGUCAACGAAGCUCAGGCACGCAUCAAGUUCCAGGACUCGGUGCUAUGCCAGAAGACAGAGGAGGAUAAACAGAUGAAGCAGGACCUGCAGAGGGCCCAGAGCCUGUUCACCUCAGCAGAGAGAGAGCUGCGCUACGAAAAGGAGAAAAACAUGGACCUGAAGAGACACAACACCCUGCUGGACCAGGAAAAACUCAAGCUUUGUGCAGAGCUGAAGCAGGUCCAGACCAAGCUGGUCCAGGUAGAGCAGAGCGUUCACACUCAGGUGGCCGAGUGUGAACGUCAGCAGCAGAAAAUCAGGGAACUGGAGUUGGAACUGGCACGCAACUCCACAAACCGAAGCGCUACCACCAGUCUGCAGGAGGACCUGCAGGCUGAGAGGGCGAGGCUCAUUGCUGCUGACAAGAAGGUGUUGGAGCUGCAGCAGCAGCUAAAGACUGCCCAGCACCAGUUGCGCGUGGAGGAAGCCCGGGCUGGCGAGAGCAGCCGCCUAGAGAGAGACAGCAGGGAUCUGUCUGACAGCUUAUCAGCCCUCAGAGCCCAGCAGCAGGAGGAGCACAUCACCAGGAAGUUACUAGAGCAGCGCGAGGAGGAGCUGCAGCAGCAGAUGCGCUCCCUGAGGCUGAAGGAGUCCUCCAUGACCAGGACAAAUUCCGAGCUCUGCCACCGUAUCCAGCAGCUGGACACCCGUCUGGCAAUCCUGGAGGCUGAGCUUAGCAAGGCCCGAGAGGAGGCGAGAGACAGCCAAAAGUCAAGCCACAGACUGCAGGAGGACUUGAUGGCCAGUCAGCAGGAGUGUGACAGACUGCAGGUGGAGCUGCAGCAAGUUCUCCUCCAAAUGGACACACACGUCAGGAAGUACAACGAAAAGCAGAGUCAGCACAAGACCAAGCUGCGUCAGGCCAAGCACGUCUUUAUCAAGGAGACUGCACAGAGGGACCGCAUCAUCCAGAAACUGGAGAAUGACCUGGCGCUGGCCACUAGCCUCUCACACAAGGAGAAGGAGAGGAUCCACACAGUGACCGAGGAAAAUGAGAAGCUUUUGGAGGAGAAGAGGGAACUGUUGCGGAAGAUCAGUGAGGCAGAGGAAAUGGGCAGCAAAGGCAUGAGGACUGCCUCCACUGUUCAACACAGGGUCAAUGUCUUAGAAGUGGAAAACCGACAACUUCAGGAUCGAACCCUGAAGCUCUCCAACCAAGUCAGUUCCUUAGAGCGUGCCCUGAGGAACGUCCAAUCAUUCUACAGCCUGGAGAAUGCCAAGAAAGUGCUCCCCUCUGAAAGUCUCUGUGAUGGCUUCCUACAUACAUCAACGCUAAGUUUGACAUCAGGUUCGUGUGACCCACUGGACAUUCUGGACGCAAUCUGCCGUGUAAAGGUUGGCGGCACUCAAGGGUCUGUCUCCACACACCAACCAUCAGAGCAGGGCUACCUGAAUCUCACCUCCCCAUUGGUUCCUCCAGACACUAAAGGCACAGAGGGGAGCUCUAAUAACAGUGAGCAGGUAUGAGACGUGGUAGGUUUUGGCGGUUAACGUAUUGUGUAGUACUAUAGCAUCCGCCACUUCCACUGGAGACAAAAGUCAGAAUAAAGGAGUGAAAAAAUAUGUUGAAUAAUAAUCUUUGUCAAAAGGAAGAAAUAACGAAAGGGAGCUUCCACUGCAGUUCUCCUCAGGGUAAUAUCUAUUUUGUAUUGCAAAGCAGAUUCUUGGUUGGUUUGCGAGAACGAUUUUUUGAUCCAGAUUCAGCGUGACAAUUUGGGGGAUUUGUACAAAAAAAAGUGUCAAUCAAAUAUUUUUUUUUAUUGACAAAUGUUAAAGCAAUCAGCAUGUAAUGGGAGAUUUGAUUUGGAAACUUAACCUUGUUUGUAUGCACAAAUGUGUGCAUAUACCUGGGAGGUUGCUCAGUUGUUUGCAUCGGUAUGCCAAAGCAAAUCAGAAUGCUUGGAAAUCUUGUGUUGGCUUACUGUAAAAAAAAAAUUCUUCUUUUUUUUAAUGUAAUGGUAAAAUAUAAGACUAUACUUCACACUAGCGCUAUGAAUGUCAAAAAUACAUUUAAUGAGGAAGAUUUGAGUGAGACUAGUUUAAACUAAGCACUUUUUCACAAAUUUUACUUGUGUUUACAUUUUGAUAAAAUGUAGCAGUGGAAUAUAACAGUAUAUCAAUGGUCAUUUUCCUCUAGUUAAAUUUAAUACUGGCAGUUUUUUCAAUGAAAAAAGGCCUAAGUUUACAAAAUGGUACUUUACAUAUAACACUGAUAAUAUUGUGGACCCACUUUAUGUCUUAUAAGACUGUGGUAAACAAAGUCAAAAUAUUGGGGUCCUUUCCAACAUCUGUCACUCCUAUUGCUUGUCAGCUAUUAGUUACGCCAGUAUUUACAAUGUGCAGCUUUGCUUGUAGUAUCAAAAAACAGCCAACAUGUCAGAAAAAUCCUCAGAAUUCCAGGAGCCUUUCUGGUCUAUUUCAAUCACAAGCUGUUUAUUUUAUUUAAAGGUUUUUACAUUGGUCAACUCAAUGGUUUCCUGCAGGGGCACUCAAUCAGAAAGUACUUGUACAAAGAGAUGUGUGGGACAUGGAGAGAAAAAUGCACAUGAAAUAGUAUUAUUUUUUUUUUUGUGUCAACAGAAUUGUACACAGUGGAAACCAUUGUCUAUUUUGUCUUUCAUGUGCCUGAAAUGAUGAAGUGUUUAACUUCAUCUUGCUGCUGUGUGAACACGUCGAUUAACAAAAGCCUAUUUGCGACACACAUGAGAUAAACUGAGAUAUAAUUGACAAGAAACUGACUUUUUGUAUCUGUGUAAAUAUACAUUUUUUAAACUUAAAACUAUUUUC
This is a messenger RNA of Perca fluviatilis (European perch), 5399 nucleotides long. It is a transcript of the gene ccdc30, whose product is annotated as coiled-coil domain containing 30. NCBI's taxonomy places the organism in Eukaryota, Metazoa, Chordata, Actinopteri, Perciformes, Percidae. The record is from RefSeq and is a predicted model, not a curated record. The transcript is spliced from 28 exons. Bases 327 to 4079 code for a protein of 1250 amino acids.